CUCUGCCUUUCUUGCUGUGGGGGCAGUGAUGCAGGUAUGACAUACAGCCCUGUUCUCCCUCCGCUGGGAUCCCCUCUGGUGCAUCAUUAGCAUUCACUGGCUGGCUGGACUGCAUCAUUGUUAUAGGAGAUUCCAGUGCAGUGAAUCCCUCUUUCUUGGAACUCCGGAGCUGAACUGAGCACAGAGAAGCAGCAGAAGCAAAUAACUUCACAUUACAGGGAAUGACUGUCAUCCUCACAAUGGAUCAGAGUAAAGAAGAACCUGCCAAGUCUUCCUAGCUCCUGAUUGUACAAAGUUACGGAUCUCUCACGUAUCAUUGGUCAACACUCCAAACUACACCUUCCUUCCUACUGAAAGAAGCAAGUCAACAACAUCUAGCUCAAACCUGAAACAUUAUCAAAAGCUUUGUAAGAAACUCUAUCCUGAAAGUUUACAGCCAUUCUCUUUGUGAGCUCAUUGCACUGAGCAUCAGGUCAAUUUCUAAUCAGAGGGAAGUUAUAUUUGUGUAGCUGGUGUUAGAGACUGCACAAAUCAGUAAGCACACUCAUAUAUUAGAAAAUAUACACACACAGCACUAUACUGUGUAUAGAACUAUAUGCUCAGAAUGGAUAAUCGACAUAGAAACAGUGCAAAUCUGUAUCAAGGAGCAAAGGACAUAGCCAGAGAGAUGAACCAGGUGUCCGAUGACUACAGGUAUCAGGAUGGCAACUAUGACCCUUAUGCCCCCACCGAUGGCUAUUACCAUGAUGGGAAUGAGCCUGCCCAAGAAGAGGAUGCCCAGAGUGAUGCCACAGAAGGCCACGAUGAAGACGACGAGGUCUACGAUGGAGAGUACCAGGGCAUCCCUCACCCAGAUGACAUGAAGUCCAAACAGAAGAAGAAAGCCCCUGCCAUGGUUGAUGAGUUUAGAGACAAGGCUGAGCUCAUAGCAGAGCGGAUGGAGGAUGAGGAGCAGCUGGCUCACCAGUAUGAGAACAUCAUUGAGGAGUGUGGCCAUGGGCGCUUCCAGUGGACACUCUUCUUUGUUUUAGGCUUGGCACUGAUGGCGGACGGGGUGGAGGUGUUUGUGGUUGGCUUUGUUCUGCCCAGCGCAGAGAAGGAUAUGUGCUUGUCCAGCUCCAACAAAGGGAUGCUAGGGCUCAUAGUCUACCUGGGAAUGAUGGUGGGAGCUGUUUUUUGGGGUGGCCUGGCAGAUAAACUGGGAAGGAAGAAAUGCCUCAUCAUAUCACUCACAAUCAAUGCUGCCUUUGCAUUCCUCUCCUCUUUCGUCCAGGGAUAUGGAUUCUUCCUCUUCUGCCGCCUUAUCUCCGGCCUCGGCAUUGGGGGAUCCCUCCCCAUCGUCUUUGCUUAUUUCUCUGAAUUCCUAUCUCGUGAGAAGAGAGGGGAGCACCUAAGCUGGCUGUGCAUGUUCUGGAUGAUUGGCGGCAUUUAUGCCUCAGCAAUGGCUUGGAGCAUCAUUCCACACUAUGGCUGGGGUUUCAGCAUGGGAACCAAGUACCACUUCCACAGCUGGAGGGUAUUUGUAGUCGUCUGUGCCCUGCCCUGUAUCGCUUCACUGGUGGCGCUUAAAUUCAUGCCGGAAAGUCCACGUUUUUUGCUGGAGAUAGGUAAACAUGAUGAAGCCUGGAUGAUUCUCAAGCAAGUUCAUGAUACCAACAUGAGGGCCAAAGGGGAGCCGGAGAGGGUGUUUACGGUUGCCAACAUCAAAACUCCAAAGCAAGUAGACGAAUUUAUUGAAAUCCAGAGCUCAACAGGAACAUGGUACCAGCGCUGGUUGGUCAGAUUCACAACCACAUUCAGACAGGUCUGGGACAACCUCUUGUAUUGCUUGACAGCCCAGUACAGGAUGAAUACACUGAUUCUGGCUCUGGUUUGGUUUGCAAUGGCCUUUAGUUACUAUGGCCUUACUGUCUGGUUCCCUGACAUGAUCCGAUAUCUCCAGAAUGAGGAAUAUGAAACCCGUGUCAAAAUCUUCAAUCGGGAACGUAUAGAGCACUUCACCUUCAACUUCACACUGGAAAACCAGAUCCAUAGGAAUGGAGAAUAUGUCAAUGAUAAGUUUGAGAAGAUGAAAUUCAAAUAUGUGACCUUUGAGGACAUGCUGUUUGAGGAGUGCUAUUUUGAAGACGUGACAUCCAGUGAGACCUUCUUCAAAAACUGCACCAUUAUCUCUUCUGUCUUCUAUAACACUGACCUUUAUGAACACAAAUUCAUCGAGUGCAGGGUUAUAAACACCACCUUCCUGGUCCAGAAGGAGGGAUGUCACCUGGAUUUUGAGCAGGAAAACGACUUUCUGAUUUAUCUCGUCAGUUUCCUGGGUAGUUUGUCUGUGUUGCCUGGCAACAUCAUCUCAGCACUGCUCAUGGACAAAAUAGGAAGAAUAAAGAUGAUUGGUGGCUCCAUGCUGAUUUCUGCAGUUUGCUGCUUCUUUCUGUUCUUUGGCGAUAGCGAGUCUGCCAUGAUUGGCUUGCAGUGUCUGUUUUGCGGGGCCAGCAUUGCUGCCUGGAAUGCCCUGGAUGUGAUCACUGUGGAGCUCUAUCCCACCAGUAAAAGAUCCACAGCCUUUGGUAUCCUCAAUGGUCUCUGCAAAUUUGGUGCCAUCCUGGGGAACUCUAUCUUUGCCUCCUUUGUUGGGAUAACCAAAGUGGUUCCCAUCCUUCUGGCCUCCUCUGCACUGGUUGCAGGAGGCCUGUUAGCUCUGAGGCUACCAGAAACUCGAGAACAGGUCCUGAUGUGAGCAACCAGGCAGCGGGUAAAUAAAGAAGAGCUACACAAAAGAGCCAUGGCUAGAAAAAUCAAAAUGUCCACUUAUAUUUUGCUGCUGAUACCUCAGAUAUGGGGAGGGGGAAAGAAGCAACCCCUAAUUUAAGAUCACUUCCCAUCCAUGUUUGGCUCUUUGCAACCAGGGUAUGUGCAUCCAGCAGAACUUGGCUCAUUUGCUUGCGAUACAACCCACACUGGGGAGGGAAUGAGGAUCUGUCCUUCCCAUGUAUGCAUGAGCACAACGGUCACAAAAUGUGCGUGUGCAGGAAUCAAGGGGGAAGAACAGAUUCAAACCUCUAUAUCCCCUGGAGGAGUUGCAAGAAAGCACCUGCAUUUCCAUGCUGGUGCAGGCAAUUAACACAAGCUGUCCUUGCUUGCAAAAGAACUGGAAGAUAGUUAACAAACCAGCUUUGCUGAGGUUAGUUUUUCCUUUGGAGUCAAGAUUUCCAAAAGUAACUAGUGAUAUGGAGUAUCUUGAUUUUUAGGGGCCCUACCUGAGACACUUUCAAAGGGGCCUGAUUUUCAGAGAAGUGUGCGGUGCUUUCUGAAAAUCAGGUCCCUUGUAUUAUCUCUAAAGGGCACCCAGAAUCACAAGUCACGUUUUGAUCUGGGAUUUUUUAAAAUAAAAAAUAUAACCUAUUUUAAUCAAUUUUUAAAUCUUUAUGUUGUUCUAAUCAGGAGGAAACUAAAACAAAAACUAUAACCCAGUCCCACUAAUCUGAGAAACUGAGAGCAAUCCCUAGGAAGAGACAUGUAAUUCUUGUCCAGCCAACAGUUCUUUAAAUGGUGUUGAUUUUAGGAUAUUUCUAUAAAAGGAUUUUUUUUUCUGCCUAGUUCUGUUUAAGAGAAAUUGGCAUGAUGUUGGGGAUUCUGCAAACCAAAUGUGUAUAUAUUAUGCAGUGUAAAUAGGGGACAAUUUUGUUCAAAAUUUAGAGUAUGGUAACUGUUAGCAUUUACCAGCAUUUUAGCCAUAUUAGUUAAGAAAAAUAUGUGAGUUUCCUAUAGAAUUGGGUCUUAUUGGAGCACUGUAAGCACAAUUAUUUCUAUCCUUUUAACCUGUUAUUUAGAGAAUGCACUUAGCAAACUUUCAUUGUUGGUACAUUUAAUUGUCUGUUAAGUGGGGUAAUUAAGUUUUAUAUACUGUAAAGAGCAUUCUUGGAAUUCCUAUACUCCUCAUGAUAUGACUUUGCCACACAACUUAACACAAAGUGAUACAGUAGAACCCCAGAGUUACAAACUGACUGGUUAUGAUACGUGUAAUUUGGAAUCAGAAAUACGCAAUCAGUCAGCACAGACCAAAAAAGCAACCACUGUACAGCACAAUACUAUUAAACAUAAAUUACUAAAAAUUAAAGGAAAAGUUAAAAAAAAGACAAGGUAAGAAAACUGAUUCUUUGCAUGUUACAUUGAAAUUAAGAUGGUUCAAAAAAGCAUUUUGGUUCUGCAUAGUAACGUUUCAACACUGUAUUAAGUCACUGUUCAGUUGCAAAUGUUUGACGGUACAACACUAAUGUUUUGUUUAAAGUUAUGAACAUUUCAGAGUUAUGAACAACUUCUAUUCACAAGCUGUUUGUAAAUCCGAGGCUAUUCUGUACACGUUCAGUCGCAAUUUCAGAGAUAUAUUUUUGGAAGCAAAAAUGAAAGGCAAGAAAAAAAGUAAGCCUCCACAGCUCAUGACAAAUAGAUAAUGCUAAUCAGAUUAUUAGCAGGCACAGAGGCUGGCUGGCAUCUAAUGGGAACCAAUGACUCAUGCAGGAAAUUUGUGUUGCUAAGACAUUUUGUGACAUGAAAAGGUGUUUGGUAUUUUUGCCACUGUCAGGUUUGAUGGAGAAGUGGCACAGUGCAAAUGUAAAUCAAGGUUUCCAUUUGGGCUGUUAAAAAUCACUGGUUCACAUUUGAAUCCAAGCUGAAAUUUGUCAAAAUCCACAAGGAUUUCCCCUUUACACAACAGGCGGCAGUGAACUGAUGGUUCAUAUAAUGGUACAGUUGCCAGCAAAAAUGCAUCUUACGGAAUAAUGCAUUCUACUAUAUAGAAACUACUAGAGAUGUUCACUUAUUUGCAUAACAGAUCCCUAGAAACUCAUGUGCUGAUUGGAUUCUAGAGUUUUGUGGCUCACUUGCUCUGUCUUUCCUUUCUUGCCAGGUCAUCCUUCUCCUCUUUAAUGACCUUUAAAAGGCAUAUUAACCUGCCCUGGGUCCCCUGCCUUUAAGAACAGGAAAGAGGCCACUCUGAAUCCCCUAUAUCUAGGGUUAAAGACUUAAAGUCUAACUCCUCCACUGCACAGAGGCAGUUAUAUAUAAGCAGUAACUCACAUUAAUAUUGUCCCCUGAUAGCUACAGGAUUCAUUCAGGGCACCAUUGCAUUUGCUACAGUAAAAGUAUAUACUGAGUACCAAUAAAUUAUGGGAAGCAAAUGUUUCUGUGACUCCUUGCCAGUGACAUUAAAUCUCUGUUGGAUUUCACUGUUCUGUGGUCUUCUCAAGCAAGGAAGUGGCACUAAGUAAUCGUGAAACUCCCAGGUGACAACAGGCUAUGGAUUUUGCAGAUUUAGGUUGAGGCUUAUGAAUGUGAUAAAAUCAUGAAGUGCUGUAAUAAUUCCAAGUGUCUUAUGCCUCGUUUCUUCCAUUUAUAAAUAGCUUUGAACCCUUCUUUACUAGUCUUUAAAAGGGCUAGGUCCAGCUUUCUUCAGGCACAUCACAUGGUCCCUCAGAAAGGCUGCAAGUCAUGUUACUAUAUCCUUUUAAAUAUGGCAACAGUACACGGGUGCCUCCUUAACCCUUUCUCUGCGGCUGAGAACUGUGUCCCAGAAAACAGUGUUCCCUAAAAACCAUCCAAACCCUUUCCCAUGGCUGGAGAUAGAUAGGUAUGUCAGCACUGAAGUACUCACUGACUUUCUUGUGGUUAAGCUACUUGGCCGGGCGACUCACUCUAUUUGUCCCAGUGUGUCUGGGGAGAAUGUUACACUGGACUUUAUCUCUCAAGGUCCCUUCUGGUUCUAAUAUUCUAUGAUUCGAUGAUCUGGCCUAGUACAGUAAUUUGUAUCAUUCUGUGAUGGGGAGCUCAUCCCUAUUUAUUUUACUAAGCACUGUUAGGUAAGCGUGUAGUGGUGUGACAUUCAAAAGUACUAACUUGACCUGAUUGUGUUCCACACUGACCUUGUACAAUGACUCUAGCUGCAGUGUUUACACUGAGAAAGUAAUGAAUACAUUUCUCAGAAGAUCUUCAAUCACUAGAAACGGAUGAGUAGAUUUGGAGAUGAUCACUAAAUCUUUAGAAGCCUUGGAUGUUUGGAUCCCAGAGGUUAGGUGGGACAAAGAAUUGGGUGGUGGACAGUGAGUAUCAGUCUUAUAUUAGCAAGGGGAAUCAGCUAGCUGAUAAAAUAGUCCUGUUGCAUCUCUAAUAUGUAUGAUGCAGUCACUCACAAAUAUGCAGGAUGCUGCCCUUGUGUCCCAAUGACUUGUACAAUUCUUGUCUGUGAACUGUGGAGCAGGAGUUCACAAGCCCAGAUCUAAUGUAAGAGGUUAGACACAUUGCAUCUGAUAAUAGUCGGAGAAGGGAUUCUACAGUGCUAGGCAUAUAACAAAGACUGUAGUAUGGGGAAAUAAAACCCAUCUUAUUCUGAUUACAGAGAUCUGUCGAUUCCUCAAUAUACUCUCAGCACUCCUGUUUUUGUUCAUUUGUAGCCCAAUUAGCUCCCUGUAAAGCUGCACCCGCCCCUCCAGUGUUUAUCCUCCCCCUACUGCCUGCUAGUUUUAGACUAGGGGCCAAACCAAAGUGCUUUAUGCUCAACUUUGGAAUGUUUGGAAAUGGGUCUGAAUUUUGAGCUGCUGCCAAUCUCUUUUCGGGAUCAAACCCAUGAAUCCCAACAGCCUUAUAGUGUGUGGAGUGAGCCCAUUUCUACAGUGAAAUCUGUUUCAUAUCAACAUUGCAAGAGAUGGGAACUGGGCCCAGCUAGAGAUGGAAUUUCUCAGAUAAGGCCAAUAUUUUACCUUUCUAUUUCUGAUAUUUGCAACAGUUUAAGGUCAUCUCAACUUAGAAUGUCCUGGAUACACUGGACCAUCUAUUGGAGGGACUGGUUCCUGGUUAUAGAAAGCUAUGAGCUUCCAUUUCACUCCCAAAAUCAUUUAGCAGAUUUCAUAGACUUUAAGGCCAAAAGGGACCAGUAUGAUCAAUUGGUCUUACCACUGGCAACAGGGACACAGAACAAAGAGGGUUCUGCCACAAACUCCAUGGGUCUCUGAGGAUCUGCCAAAGAGCAGUAUGGCCCUCUCUUUCACAUGGUCGCGGGCACAAUGGUUGAGAUACAUGCUCUACCACCUGGACAGGGGAAACAAAGCAGGUUGAGAGGCCCUUCUAUGGAUGACUCUGGUGGGUACAAUCUAGCACCUGUGCCUCCAUUUUCCUACCUGUAAAGUGGAGUGGAUGAAACCCACCAGUAACACAGGGAUAUAGGGAGUUUUGAUUCAGUAGCAUACAUAAGCAUCCCAAGAUCCACUGGUGGGAGGUGCCAGUGAAAUGCAAACAUACACUAGUCUGAGCAUCCUGGCCCUAUUCUAAUAUGGGGAAUUUCUAGGCCCACCAAGAGGGGCAGGGCAAAUGGGGCAGUUGCCCCAAGGCCCAGUGAUUCAAAGGGGUCCAGGGUUCCCAGCUGUCCCUGUUUCUACUGUGGCAGCAGCCAGAGUCCGUGGUCCUUUGAAUCAUCACUGGAGCGCAGUGUCGUGCACUUCAGGCUGGCAGGGAGACCUGUGUGGUGCAUUGUGGGUGGAGCGCUGGCUGCUCCCAGUCCCGCCCCUUCUGUGCAAGGCCCAGUCCUUUCUGGGAGCCCCACACGCCUUUGCUCAGAUGCCCAGGGAGGUUAUUGAUGCCCUUGGGAAUUGCAUUCCCACUCCAUAUAUUUCCUGGUGCUUUAGUCGGUUAGAAUAUUCUCCACCCCUUCCAUUAACUCAGUUGUGCAGAGCUUCCUCUUGCUGGCAUCCUUAGAGCGGCUGAACUCAGCCCCAGAAAGGGCCACAGUUUGGCGGAGGUUACUAUGUCAGCAGUAAUUCUGGAACAUUCUCUGAAACUUUAAAAAGCCAGUACCUGAACCCAUCAUUAUAUUAUUACUGAAACAUGAGCUAUAGAUCUGAUAUUUGAAGCCAGACCCAAACUUCUUCCAAGUGGAGGAGGGAUCAGAUCUGGGGAUCCAUUACAGAGAUAGGAUAGAGCCAGAUCUGAGCAUGGGAUUCUCUUUUCUGACAACUGCUAAGAUUUUUGUUAAUGAAAUUUACUUUGGUGACAUGAGGAGCCAUUCACUUUCCCACUCAAGUCCUUUGACUUUUCCAAAGACACAUAAGCCCCACAUGGAACAUUCAGGCUGAUGUGUAACAAAACCCCAUGCACCGUGUGGACUGUCAAAUCUCUCUCACCCAAUCUCACCUCUGUAUCAACUAAUGCAGCUUUUAGGGGAAAACAGACUGGAAAGUGUGAAAGAAACAAAACAAAACCCCCAUAACUUCUUUACUGUAUGUUAUUCUAGAGCUGUCUAAACUUGUAUGCACUGUGUGGUUCACUGUAAAUAAUAUCCAGUGUGGUACAUUUAAUGGAAUGUUUCAUGUGGAUGUUCUCUCAGCUGACUGUUCGUGUGAAAUGGCCAAUUCCAUUUCCUUGGUUUCUUUCCUUUCUUUUCAAAUAUUUUUUUGGUUUGAUCCCGUGUUUGUCACUGCAAAAUGGAGCCAUUGCAAUGGACUUUGUUUUUGUUCUGUCACAUUAAAAGCU
Pelodiscus sinensis (Chinese soft-shelled turtle) is the source of this 8517-nucleotide messenger RNA. It is a transcript of the gene SV2B, whose product is annotated as synaptic vesicle glycoprotein 2B. Gene Ontology annotation, molecular function: transmembrane transporter activity. The record is from RefSeq and is a predicted model, not a curated record. NCBI's taxonomy places the organism in Eukaryota, Metazoa, Chordata, Testudines, Trionychidae. Gene Ontology annotation, cellular component: neuron projection; synaptic vesicle membrane. Gene Ontology annotation, biological process: chemical synaptic transmission; transmembrane transport.